Molecule: messenger RNA, 915 nt
Organism: Lutzomyia longipalpis
Lineage: Eukaryota; Metazoa; Arthropoda; Insecta; Diptera; Psychodidae
Product: exonuclease GOR-like
Exons: 3
Coding region: 1-915 (304 amino acids)
Cellular component (GO): nucleus
Molecular function (GO): exonuclease activity; nucleic acid binding
Source: RefSeq, a predicted model, not a curated record
AUGAAGUCCUUUGAUGCGAUUCCCAGCACCGAGGCCUAUGGGUUGGCCUUGAAAUGUACCCUUUCGGAGCAACAAUUGAAGAUUAAUUCCUUUCCACGUCCAGGAGGUGCUCCAGGAAAGGCAAUUCUGGACAAUUACUAUGGGCAAUACCAUCCGCUCUUGUCCAGCAAUUCAAAUAUGAGAACUUGCAGAAGGUGCCGAGCAUCCUUCUCGAUUGACUGCUACAACAGUCCCGGAAAGGCCGGAACCUGUGUGUCGCAUCCCAAAUCCGUGUACCGCAGAUAUGGUCAGGGAUACCACAUUUGCUGCAAUGGACGGGAAUUUUCAACAGGAUGCGAAAUUGGGGAUUAUCACGUCAGUGAGCAAUUUGAUUUUAACAAUAUGACCGGAUUUGUGACCACCCAGCCACCCCUAAGUGGCUACGAGUGCUCAACAGCUGACAUCUUUGCCGUAGACUGCGAGAUGUGCUACACAGUAGAGAAUUUGGAACUAACAAAGAUCUCCGUGGUGGACAUCAAUGGGAAUGUUGUGCUGGAUACGCUCGUUAAGCCACAUAAUCGGAUCAUUGACUACAAUACCCGAUUCUCAGGAAUUACGAAGGAAAUGAUGGACAGUGUUACAGUAGAUCUAGCCUGGGUCCAGCAGAAGCUACUCUCAAUGUUCCACUCCCAAACAAUCCUCGUUGGACAUAGCUUGGAUCAUGAUUUGUUGGCUCUCAAGAUGGUCCAUAGCUGCGUUGUGGAUACUUCGAUUCUCUUCCCACACCGACUUGGACUACCCAGACGGCAGGGACUUGUGCAGAUCUGUGAGAAAUUGCUGGGAAGGACUAUUCGAGCCCGUGGGCACGAUAGCUCUGAAGAUGCCGAUGCCUGCAUUCAACUGCUGAAAUAUCACAUCCGAACUCGCUUGAUGUAA